Hermetia illucens (black soldier fly) is the source of this 3147-nucleotide messenger RNA. RefSeq names its product transcription factor kayak (gene kay). The record is from RefSeq and is a predicted model, not a curated record. Gene Ontology annotation, molecular function: DNA-binding transcription factor activity, RNA polymerase II-specific; RNA polymerase II cis-regulatory region sequence-specific DNA binding. NCBI's taxonomy places the organism in Eukaryota, Metazoa, Arthropoda, Insecta, Diptera, Stratiomyidae. Gene Ontology annotation, cellular component: nucleus. The transcript is spliced from 3 exons. The coding region runs from base 1229 to 2488 and encodes 419 amino acids. Gene Ontology annotation, biological process: regulation of transcription by RNA polymerase II.
CAGUCGAAUUCGAACGGCGGCGUAUAGAAACAGCUCCUCAGAAAUCCGCAUUUUAGGAGCACUCGAACGAACGAACUAGGGAAUUUUAGAAGAUUUAAUGAAUAAUAAUAGAAUUAAAGUCAAUUGUAACAAAAGCCAAUUUAAUCACACCAGUUAUUUUCGGCAAUUUUUCAAGUGUUAAAAGAAAAGUCAGAUGAAAAACUACGACGGCCAUAUUGCCUUGUUCCGAGAAAUUGAAAAAUUCAGUAACGCAACUUGCGAAAAUCGAAUGACGUAAUAGUACUUUUUAAAAAUCAAUUGGAUUUCAUGCGGAAAUAACAAGUCAAAUAGAAUAACAGUGAAAGUCGAUAGGACGAGAAAAGAUCGUACAUCGUAACCAUUCGGAACAUCACAAACAGGACAUUAACAUACUUUGGAAGUAAAGCAAUUUGCCAAACGGGAUUCGAUUCUUGAAUUAUUAUGGUUAAUACGAAGGGAAAUAAUCAAAAACUGGGCAACGAAAUAUUUAUAAUUAAUAAAUAUAAUAGAGAUCUUAAUCAAAAUAAACUUAACGAAAAUAUUUCGGAGUGUGAUGAAGUAGAUGAACCAUUGUCGGAUGCAGAUGCUAAUUUCUUCUAUAGAAGUUAUCGUUGCAGCAACAUUGGGAACUGGCCGCGCUUCUACUUUUCGCGACUUCAUCCACCUGAAAUUUGACCGAGCAACUUAGAGGCUGCAAAACAGCGAAUAUAUUUGCGAACUAUUAUAAUUUUCACAAUAUGUGAGACAAGUUUGAUGAUUACGGGACAGACAAUAUAAAACCUGAAAGCCUAAACAAACGAACGAAUAAAAAAUUGAGAUUAAAUUCGACGCGUUUCUAGCGACAUAGGAACAGUAAUGUUUCUCAAAUAAUAUAUUGUAAAUAAUUGUUUUUCGAAAAGCUUUAGAGCCCUUUUCCAAACCUGUAGACUAUUGUGAUCUUGUGAUAUACACUACAAAUUUUAAUAAGCAUAUAUUUAAGGUUCCGAAUAAUUUGUAAAACGCGCGAAAGUUUGGCCAGAUUUUAUUUUGACUAAAAACGGCAUUCGUUUGGCCGUGCAGCAGUGGAGUUGGUUACAAGAGUAUUUUCUAAAAAUAUUAGCUUUUUACUUCGUGGGGAAAACGUGGGGCAGGUGUGGAAAGAGCGUGGAGAAAAAUCAAAGUUUUAAAAUAGACUCGAACCAGAAAUUGCCGUCCGGCGAAAAAUUGGAAGAUGGACGCCUGUGAGAUUGCUAACUUUCUAGCCAAUGAGCUUUUCAUGCAACAGCUUGUAUCGAUGGACGGUAUCCAAAGCGGUGUACCAACACUGACGACAUCAACAUUGACGCCAACCACUUUGCGCAAUAUUGAACAAACAUUCAUUGAACUAACAACUGAUCCACCAACACCAAUGCCAUAUUUAGCUGGUUUCGUACCACCCAUCGUGCCAAGUAACUUCCAGGAUAGUCAUGACAACAAUAGUAUGGGAUCAUCGGAGUCUCUAUCGCAAUCCUCGUGGCAAACGCCACUAUCUCAUGAAGAAAAUUCAACUACCGCAACAGAUAAUUCGAACACUGCUACAAUAUUGACAACAAACAUCAGCGCGGGGCUUCCGACGACAACAAAGGGCAUGUCCAUGAUACCAGCAGGAUCAACAGCUACUGGAACGAGUGGAACGCGUAAAAAUCUUGGUGGUCGUCGUCCUACUAAAUCCACCAACCUGUCACCGGAGGAAGAAGAGAAACGUAAAAUUCGUCGGGAGCGCAACAAGCUAGCAGCGGCCAGAUGUCGGAAGCGGCGAGUUGAUUUGACGAAUGAGUUGAUGUCAAAAGUUGCUGAACUUGAACAAGAGAAACAAGGACUUCAAAAGACUAUCGAAGAACUGCGAUUUGUGAAGGAAGAAAUCCAAAUGUGCCUGGAAGCGCAUCGUUCUGAGUGUCGUCGUAACAAAGACAUGUUGGGCCGCGCAUCGCCACUUGAUAUCAAGCCAGAUGUGUUAUCUAGUGCUUUCGACUUAAAGCUCAUUAAAGAUGAACCGCUAGAUCCAAUCGAUUCGUUAGACGGUCCACCAUCUCCGAAGCGUAUGAUGCUUACGUCGAACAACCCCAUUAUGAUGGCUCCUUUACCAAAUGUCUCAACUAUAGCUGCAACAAUAGCUUCGAAUACCUCGAUUCUCAACACUCCCACCACAAUCGCCCCGCCAUUAGCGAUGCAACCGACAGCGAAGCCGAAUAGACCUAGCUCAUUAAACGUACCGCCCACCUUAACUCCUUCGCAAACAUUCGGCUUAAACCGUAACGUGACCGACAUUGCAGGGGUUCCCAUAACAACACCUUCCAAUGGUACGUUCAACUUCGACAGCCUGAUGGACGGUGGUACUGGUUUGACUCCAGUAUCGAACCUCCCCUUGAUGCCAACCUGCUCAUCACAGAAUAAUCAUCCACUUGAACUUAAGACGCCCACUAGUGAACCAUCUAAGUUAGUUAGUUUAUAACAUGAUGCGGAGAGUCAGUGAACCUAUUUGGUUCACCUGAAAGCGAUUGAAAGUUAGUAAACACCACUGUGAAGUGAGGAGAACCAAUAUUUCAAUCUGUAUCCUUCCGCUUAUGCAAUAUCGGUAUUCCCGCCUACGUAUUGUGACCCUCCCCUCGAAAGGGGCUAGUCAAGUAAAUGGGUCCUUUGUAAGGCACAUUUUUUAUUAUUAUUUUAAUGAAUUUUUGUAUUUUUCAUACUUUUAUUAUACACAUAAUGUUUUAUUGAAUUGUAUAAAAUGCGUUUUAUUAAUGAAGCAAUGUAUGAUUAUUUUAUGCGAGCAACAUGGGAAUAGAACUUCUGGAGCUGUUUGUUAAGAAGGCGUUGUGAUAUUAAAAUUUAGAUGAGAGAACGAGAAUUGAAACAUUAUUUUGAUAUAACGAUAUAUAAAUCAUAGAAAUGUAUAAUUUUUAGACUUUGGAUUCUUUGUUUAUUAAUUUUUGUACAGUCCUUCCUUUGUCCCUACUUUGACGGAAUUAUUGCCAGUAGGAAAGUUUUGUUUACAGCAAAAGCGAAUCAAUUUGUUACUUGUCGCGCUCGUUUUCUUUUUUCUACAUUAUACAAUAAAAAGUAUGUAUGUAUGCAAUAAAUAAAUUUUUGUCAUUGUUACAAAAAACUGAA